Messenger RNA from Drosophila rhopaloa, 1698 nucleotides. RefSeq names its product glutamate receptor 2.5 (gene Ir67c). NCBI's taxonomy places the organism in Eukaryota, Metazoa, Arthropoda, Insecta, Diptera, Drosophilidae. The transcript has a single exon. The record is from RefSeq and is a predicted model, not a curated record. Bases 1 to 1698 code for a protein of 565 amino acids.
AUGUGUCGCUUGCUGAUUUUCAUACUAAUUGUACUGUUCUUCGAGACAUCCAAAUGUUGGUCGGCCAGAGAGGUUAUAAAUCAGCUUAAUAAAGAUCUGCAACUACAUCUUAAUAUUUACUUGGAUUGCGGCGACAUGGAGUUACGAUUCAAUCAGGAAGUGCCCAAUUUAUUACUGAAUACUCUUGAGGAGCAACAAAAAUUAUUGGGUAGAUUCAGUGCGCGUUCUUUGAUCAUCGCCUGUUUGAAAGAAUCUACAGAAAAUAGAACCUUGAAUGGAAUAAGGGAACUACUCUGGGGAAUACAGCACUUACACAUGAUUUAUAUCGUAAAUUCAAAAAUGGAUUUUUAUUUUAAGCAAGCUUUAGGCGGGGGCUUUCUUCAUGUGCUGGUUUUAAAUAAUGGAACGCUGUAUACUUACCAACCAUAUCCAAAAAUUCAAAUUCAUCAAAUUAAAGAUAUGAAGGAAUUUUAUGAUUUAACAAAGAUGAGAAAUCUGCAAGGACUGGCGGUUCACACCACUGUGGAGACGAUGACUCCUAGAUGUUUUCACUACAAAAAUCGUCAAGGGAAAGUAGUCUAUGCUGGUUAUAUGUAUAAGCUGCUAAAGGGAUUUAUUGAAACCUACAAUGGCACUGAGAAGCAUGUUUUUGCUAAUAUGGAAACAGUACCCUAUAAAUUGGGUUUGAGUGCAUUUGCAAAUGGUGAAAUCGAUAUGGUUCCACGGAUUAUACACGCCAUGGAUUGGAAAUAUUACCACCGCAGUCAUAUUUUUUACAACAUUAAGACUUUUCUUAUGGUUCCUUGGGCUGAACCAUUGCCAAAAUGUUGGUACUUUAUUCAACCUUUUUAUUGGACAGUUUGGAUAACAUUCAUCGCGGGCUUUAUCUAUGCCUCUGUUUUGAUCUGGUGGAUAAGAUUUAGACAGGAUGAGGGGUCUUCUUUAUCUUCCACCUUUUUGGAUGUCCUGCAGCUUUUGUUUCUACUUCCGGUGAGCAAAAUCUGGCAUUUUAGACUGGGAAUACCUUCUGCACUCAGCUUUAUUGUUCUUUUCACCGUUGGAUUUAUUCUGACCAAUCUCUAUACCGCUCAAUUAUCAAGUUCAUUAACUACUGGCUUAUUUAAGAGGCAACUCAACACCUUUGAUGAUCUAUUUCGGGAAAAACGGAUAUUCCUAGUGGAAAGUUUCGACGCGAAUGUUCUACACAAUAUGAUCAAGGAAAAGAUCAUUCAAAAAGAGUUUCAAAAUAUAACUCAAGUUACUUCGAUAAAGGAGGUCUUUAAACUUCGGAAGAGCCUCAAUACUAGUUACGUAUAUGAGGCCUAUGAAGAUCGCAUUUCAUUUGAACUGUUACAGCAAAAAUAUCUUCGAGUGCCGAUUUUCAAGACUUUGAAGGAGGUCUACGACCAAAGGCCCGUUUUUGUGGCACUCCGUCAUGGAUUGCCAUAUGUGGAACUAGUUAACGAUUAUCUUCGGAGAACCUGGGAGUCGGGAAUAUGGUUAAAGCUUCAAAAGGACGCCAACUUUGAGGGAAUUUCCAGUGGUGAAAUUAGCUUUCGGAAAUCGAAGUCCUGGGAGAUUCAGGUCUUCGAUAAGGAUUUUUAUUUUUUUGCCUAUAUUUUAUUGGUACUGGGAUGGCUUGCUGGCGCAAUAGUCUUUUUAUUAGAGAAGAUUUUUAGGGACUGUAACCGGUCAUAA